AUGGGUGAUAAAUUUGAACAAGAGAUUUUCCAGCUGAUUCAAAAGACCAACUUUAAGGCAUGUAAUGCCAAAAUUAGUGAUUGGAAGAAGAAAUACCCAAAUUCAACAUACAUUUGGGUUUUAGAGACUUAUGUGAAGUACAGACAAUCUCCAAGCAAAUUUAAUUACGAUUCAAGUUUGGGUCAAUUCUUUGGAUUACAAGGAACCCAAAUUACAAGCGAUUUAAGAUCGUUAAAAUUGCUACACGACAUGUUUCUGGAGAUGCAGAGAUAUGACGAGGCAUUGCACGUUUAUGAGAGGGCCAAUUUCAAAUAUCCAAAUUUUGACGUGGCAUACGAAUGGUUUUGCAAGUCCCUAGACGAUGGAAAUUAUAAAAUGAUGGCUAGGGCUUGCCAACAGAUGGCAAAAUGGAAUAAUGAUAACGGUACGACUCAAAGUAUACUAUCCAGGGAUUACACAUUUUGGUACGCAAUAUGCACAGUAGCACUGUUUAAGUUCCAAAAAAGUAAAGUUAAUGCAGCCGAAGAGAAAUUGUUACCUCAACUAGCACUUAGAUCAUUGGAAUCACAAAAGCCAUUUAAAUCUACCCAAGAGAUUAUUGUUUAUUGCUAUGUGUGCCAAGAAUUGUUCAACGACAAGUCUAAGGAAAUUGUAGCUGCAAUCUGGCCUCAGUUGAACCAAUCUUUGGAUUUGUACUGUAAAAAUUUCUUGAUAAAACACAUUAGUGACGAUGCACAAAUGCUAGAAGCUUGUAAAUCAAUGCUGAACCGAAUUGACGAUUACGAAUUGCUAUGCAAGUUGAGUGAAGCGACUCACAACUUAAGCUGGGAUAAAAAAGAUGUUAUACAAUUGGUGGAUUCACUGGUGGGCGAUUCCAGAAACACGAGAUUAUGUCGAUUGGAAAUCGAUUUAAAAUUCGAUACUGAAAUCGGGAGAGAAUCACUAACUUACUACUUGUCAAAAUAUCACAACAAACCCUGUUGUCCCCAUGAUUUAUCUCAUUUUAAGAAUCAAUUGAACCCACAAAUGGUUGAAGAAGUAUUCCAAAGUUGUGAGCCACGCGAUGUGAUCCACGAUUCUAAUGCAUUUAGACUGGGAUGCUUGCCAACAGAUUCCAUUACUGCAUUCCAAAAUCACAAAUCAACCCUGGUGAAUCAGGCCAAGAAUGAUUACUCAACUUUAUCUGGUUUCAUAAUGGAUGUGGUUCAUGAUCUGGUUAUUAGAAAAGAACCUACAUUGAACAAUGUUCUUUUGGCGCUUUCCAUACUGGAGAACUACCAAAACGGUGAUCCAUUUAAUUAUGAGACAAGCGUAUGGAUUAUUGUGCUCUAUAUGCAUUUAGGAUUGGUCCCAGCGGCAUAUUCUCGAUAUUUGGAUUUAAAAGUUAAAAAUUUACAGAACGAUUCUGUUAAUUUCAUCCUAUACUCCAGAUUUGCAACACUUUUCCCCCAGAAAGAACAUGAUUAUUUGAGGAAAUUCCAAACUAAUAAUUACAAGUUGUACAGCGUUUCUGGUCACAGACUACCCCAAUUCAUUCACAUUGCCAUGGAGAGGAGAGCAUACUCUAAGCUCUUAGGUAUGUUUGAAUUUAAAAAUCGAAUGGUUAAGUCCGAUAUGAAGUGGAUGAAUCUCUUAGAAGAAUUCCAAUUGGCACGUCUUUGUAAUGAUAAGAGACAAGCGCUUUGGAGUCAGUUGACCAGAUCUCAAAGAGAGCUGGAAUUAGUCGGUGAUGAUAAAGAAUUUUCUGAUAAUAGAGAUUGGGCCAUCUUGGGUACUGAUAUCGAUCCCAAAUCUUUACCAUCAGCUCUAAAGUUCUUGGAUAUUAACCAAGACUACAUCUCUUUGAAAACUGUCUUGGAAAGCAUCAUUGAACUCGUACCAUCAGCACAACAAGACUCUAGAGUGGAUGAAUUCUUGAACAGAACUUUGAACGGAAGAGAUUUGGAAGCAACUUUACAUGCAAGCCUAAGUCCUAUGGAGGUUUGGACAUUUAAGGUUUUCUACGACUUGUACAAAAAUGAUGGUGCUCAAUUGAGUGGUUUGCUGAAUCAUGCUGAGCCUAUUACUAACUUUUCUUGGAGGUUGACCCAUGAUUACUUGACCAAGCUAUCCACUCUUAAGACCCUAGACAAUUUCAAAAGAAUAAAAGAUAAGCAAUUAAAACAACUGAUCAAGAGCCAGAUUCGUGAGUUAAGAGAUCAAUGCGACCAACUGUAUAACGAAUACACAAGCCAGUUGGUGAAGACCUGUGAAGAUUUGAAAAAGGGCUCGAACGGUGCACUGCUCGAUAGGCUUGGUUAUGUACCAUUAAGCUCGUCAAGUCUACAAUCUCCACUACUCACAGUGCUUAAAACCGUAAGAAAUCUAUAG
Messenger RNA from Zygosaccharomyces rouxii, 2370 nucleotides. RefSeq names its product Mdm20p (gene MDM20). Gene Ontology annotation, molecular function: protein-N-terminal amino-acid acetyltransferase activity. The coding region runs from base 1 to 2370 and encodes 789 amino acids. The record is from RefSeq and is a predicted model, not a curated record. Gene Ontology annotation, biological process: N-terminal peptidyl-methionine acetylation. Gene Ontology annotation, cellular component: NatB complex; cytoplasm. The transcript has a single exon. NCBI's taxonomy places the organism in Eukaryota, Fungi, Ascomycota, Saccharomycetes, Saccharomycetales, Saccharomycetaceae.